Messenger RNA from Carassius auratus (goldfish), 5210 nucleotides. RefSeq lists its product as uncharacterized. The record is from RefSeq and is a predicted model, not a curated record. The transcript has 6 exons. Lineage: Eukaryota; Metazoa; Chordata; Actinopteri; Cypriniformes; Cyprinidae. Gene Ontology annotation, molecular function: ATP binding. Bases 33 to 5210 code for a protein of 1725 amino acids. Gene Ontology annotation, biological process: intracellular protein transport; protein targeting; protein import. Gene Ontology annotation, cellular component: membrane.
UUUCACCCCAAAGUAGGGACAUUUUGGGUCAAAUGUUGUUCAACAGAAUCUGGACACCAACAGAAAUAAUGCUCUUACUUUGCAGAAGUCCAACUAUUAAUUGCCAUGAACUAGAUUCAGUUCUCCACACAGCACAAACCUACCACCUGGACUGCAUCCUCAUUCUCUCUGCUCUUAUGGAUGAAAACCCUUUAAACUUUCUUCAAGAACAAAUAAAAAACGACAAGGAAAAAGAUGCUGAUACAAUUGUGAAGGAACUUCAUGAAGCAAACUGCCCAGAGAAGGUCUUGGUGGCUUUGAAUGAUGUGCUCAGAGACAUGGAGUUGGAACUCCCAAAAUAUCAACUGGUCGACCUUACCAAAGAACAAAUUGCUGAAUUGAAAGAAAAGAUGAGAUCUCUUAAUUUUACAAACUUAGAUAUAAACCUUUUGAAAGACGUAUUAAUUGGGAUGUCAAUAGCAGUGCAAGACUGUUCAACAAUCAUCACAGCAGACAAUGUGAAAAUUGAAGGAUAUUUUCCAAGACUUACACAACUAGCAUCAUUGCUUUUGCUUCUUCUGACAGAAAAUAAAGGAUGUCUCCUAGAGAUUGGCACAGGUGAGGGCAAGUCCUGUAUCUUAGCCAUGUUUGCAACAAUUCUGGCUAUUCGUGGAACAAAAGUGGACAUUGUGACGAGCUCUCCAGUUCUCGCCCGACGAGACCAAGAAGAGUGGCAAAAGUUUUUUGAAAUGUUUGGUGUCACCUCAUCUGUAGUACCACCACAUUACUCAAGUGACUAUUCACCAGAGAAACAAGAGGAAUGUCUCAAAGAUGCUUACCGGCAGCAAAUAGUAUAUGGCACAGUGGGAGCCUUUGCAGCAGACACGCUUAAACAGGAAUUUGAGAAGAGGACUACUCGCGAUGCAAGGCAGUUUGAGCUUGUAAUAGUGGACGAAGUGGACUAUAUGACCCUGGACAAUGGAGUUCAAGUAACAUUCUUGUCCCAUGAAUCUAGUGGACUCAGGCAUGUGGAGCAAGUGCUUUCCAACAUAUGGGCCAUGAUAUCUAGUUGCCAACCAAUUGAAAUGCUUGAAACAGGAGAGGUAAAAUGGGCCACAAGGAUACAAUACUUUCAUAAAGCCACAACGGCAGCCAUUAUGGGACUGGAAACAUCAGACAACUUUUCUGCAAAUGAGAUCUUGUUGCCCGGAGUGACUUUGGGAUUCUACACCCAUGAAGAUAUUGAAAUGAUACAUCAAGCUGAAAGUAAGAAAGAAAAUGAAGCUGAUGGGAAUGAGGACAGAAUGUCCAAAGCAUUAUCUGAAGUUAUGAAAAAACUGGGAGUUUCACAACAGUAUGAUCUACUGAGUAUAUUUGAAGAGGUCUUAGAAAACAGUGUGGUGUUUAAGUGCUAUUCUUUAGAGAACAAGAAAGCCAAAUGUUUUGACACCCAGGAAAAACAAGGUGACCUUAAAGUUGAAAUGCUCCUGCUAGAAGCAGGACUGGCAUGUGAAAUCAUGUCUGAGAAAUCACUUAUUGAUGCAACUGUAAGCACAAUAAAGUCAUCUAUCAAGUACUCAGAUAAUCUCCAGACAGCCAAAGAAUCCAACAACUUCAUUAUCAUCCCUGUUUUCUUGAAAAGCUACGUUGAGAAUCAGUUACCGGUGUUUGUUGAGAAUGCACUGAAGGCUGUUGAGAUGACCCGUGGCAGAGAAUACAUGAUUGACACCUCGCCAGCUGCUGAAAGAGACAUUGCCAAUAGUCAAGACAGAGACAAGUAUAAUGCAGUAAUUCCAGUGGACUUCAAAGCGAGCGGUGUGCUGGAGAAAAACAAGAAGUGGGGUAAUGGUCUGCAACAAUUUUUAGAGUUCAAGCACCAACUUGCGAUUUCACCGAUAUCCAAUGUGACAAAUUACAUGUCAAAUUUCCAUUUUUUUAAAAGGUACAUCAGUGGGAGAGGUAUAUUUGGUGUUUCUGGUACAUUAGGAGGUAAAGCAGAUCAGGACUUUCUGGCAAGACAUUAUGAAGCAACAAGCUACAUUGUACCUGCACAUCGUCAUAAAAGGGUGGUGGAGCUACCAGUCAUCCAGGUGAAAGGUGGAAAUCACCAAUGGAUCCAGACUAUUUGUGAAACUUCAUGGAAAGUAGCAGAGAGAGGACAAGUUGUCUUGGUAAUUUGUGAAGAUGUUAAAACAGCAGAUGAACUACAUAAGAAAAUACAAGUUGAAGAAAACAGAAUAAAGGCAGAACAGAUUACUCUGUAUACAAUCAGUGAGAAGCACAACAUUGAAAGAGAGAAAUUCUGUGCAGGCAGAAUCAUCAUUGCUACAAAUCUGGGAGGACGGGGGACAGACAUAAAGGUUGAUGAAAGUGUGAAUAAGUAUGGUGGUCUUUUUGUUCUUCUUACUCAUUUUCCACACAACCGAAGAGUGGAGAAACAAAUAUUUGGCCGUACGUCUCGAAAAGGUAAUCCUGGGAUGGUCCAGAUGGUUUUGAACUGUGAUCAUCUCGCACCCGCUUACCAAGGUCAGUCUAUAGAAAUAAUGCGCCAGCUAAGAGAGGAUUAUGAAAUUAAACGAAUCCAAGACAUGGAAAAUGACGAGCUGGUUGAGAUAAACCUAAAGGAAAAUCUAUUCUCCAGGUUUUGUAAAUUGCUGAAAGACUGUGAUGGGUAUUACUCAGAGAACGAAAAACAAGACCCCAUGCGAAUGCAGCUCAAUGAUAUUCCCGAUUGCUUUAAACAUCAUCAGCCUAAGUUUGAUUAUCAGCCUGCCAUCAGUGCGUUGAAAGAAUCUUGGGCCUUGUGGCUAACCCUUCAUGAGGAUCACAUCAAUAGGCAUGACGACUUUGGACAACUUGAAGCAGACCUUAUCAGGACAAUAAAUGAAACAAGUGGAAAGCUGCUGCGAGGAGAAUGUGAUAAUUUCUAUGAUCAUGUCAAACAGGCAAUUGUUAGAACUGAUCUACACUGCCGUGAAAAAUCCAAAAAUGAUUACGGAGCUAAAUCAUAUUGGCAAAAAGUUGCAAACUCUGACCCACACUACAGGGCUGUGGCACUGUAUAACCAGGCAUAUAUCACUAUUAACCUCGGUAAAGGUAACUAUAAAGCAGAUGCUAUGAACCUGCUGAAAGAUGCAAAGAAAUCCAUUGACUUCUACAUCUCUGAAGUCUCAAACACAAUGGUCUCAUGUAACUUAUCAGUCACUGGAAACAAAGAUCAGAGCACAGAAAGUAACAACUUUCAGAGUCAAAUGGAGGCCAGAAUGAACAUAUUUAAGUCUUGGAUGACAUACAUUGAUAAUGCAUUGAUUAAACUUAAAGAGCUGGAAAAAGAUGACGUCAUUACAGAGGAGUGUUCAGUCUACAUGCUGUCGGAAGAAAAGAACUUCAUCAUCACUAAUGAGCUGAGAUCCUUAUAUGACUAUGGCCUUGGUGUUGUUUUUGAGGUGCAAAAGAAGCCCAAGUUUUGCAUAGAUGCUUUUAUAUGUUUCAUUCUUGGCAUGGUACAGGUUCUUGCUGGGGUUCUUGUUUGCGCGCUGACACUUGGAACAGCUACCCAGUUUGGAUUGGGCCUGAUUUCAGAAGGAGUUUCUGACAUGAUCAGUGGAAUAGAGGUGGUCAAACAGAACUUAAAAUUUGCGACUAAAUAUGUAGUUCAGGAAAUCGGGAAACAGUCUGUGCUCACUGCCAUGAACUACGCAAUGGAUGCAGCCCUUCAGGAAUUCUUUAAGGAGAUUUUACAAAGCUGCUUUGAGAAUGUUGUUACUUCAGCAGUGAAGCAGAGCAGUGAACUCGAUAAGACUCUUGUGGAGUUUAUCAGCUCAGGCAUUCCGAAAGCUGCAUUGACAAUAGAGGAUUUCAAGAUUGACCCGGCUUAUGAGAAGCAAGUUAAAGAAUCAGUUGACAUGCUCUGUGAAGAGGUAAUUCCUGACCUCAUACUGGACUGUACCACAGCACAGGAUGUUAUCAGUAAACUCUCAGAGGUGUGGGAAAAAACAGAAGAGCUUAUGAAUAAAGCCAAACUGUCAGGAGUAUAUGAAAUGGCAAAGCUGGUUCUGAAAGUAGCUGAGUACUCAGCAGAUUUUACUCAAAUAUUGGUUGCCAUACCAACAGAAGAGAUAAUACAACAGAAAUUUGUUCCUGAAUUAUUGGAGAACAUAAGUGAGCUUCAGAAUGAAACGACAAAAUAUGACCAAGAUGGACGACACAAUUUACACGAUGUACUGUGCCUUAAAGGUGAACUUCUCCAGACUAUCACCCAGAAGGUGUCUGAACAAUUCAUCAGUUCUUGUUCUGAACAUAUAAAUUCUUUAAAGAACAGAAUAUUUAAGAGUCACUUGAACAGUGCUGCAGGAAAGGCGCUGGACCACGUCAUGCACAGACAUAAAACUCAGCGCUUCUUUGAUGACCAGAGGGAAAAACACAACAAGAGAUCUGCGAGCCACAAGGAAGUGGAACAGCUGUCAGAUGAGGACAAAACAGAGCUAAAGCAGUAUACAGAAGAUAUGUGCAAAGCUGAUCAGCCUACUACAGCCCUCGAUGUGUACGUGCUCACAAAAAGCAACCUGCUCGGUGGAAAAGGAAUUGAACUCAUUGUCAUUGAUGAAAAUGGAACACAGCUCACUGUGGAACGUUUUCCAGGAACCAACAAAUCAGCAGGCGAUAUAAAAUUGACACUAACCAAAUCUCCAAAAACCACACAUCCAUCACAAGCUGAUACAGAGCUGUACAAUGGCUGUUUUGACAUUGUACAGGAUGAUGGCAGGAUAGUCAGCGUUAACUCGGAUCAUCAGAACGCUCUUUAUCAUGCUGUAGCACAAGCAACUGUCAGCGAAACAAAGGACCUAAAGACGGAAGCUUUGAUGCUACGUAUGAAAGUUAAAAAUGAGAUCCAGACAAACUUUGAGUCGUACACACCCCUGCUUAUUCUCCAGAGAGGAUACGACUUCUGUCACAAAAACCCCAGUAAAUACAGCAUAACUGGAGGAAGUAUAAAGAAGACCGACGUUUUACUGCAGAAAUACUUACAGAGUGUUAAAUUCAUCAGAAGUGGUGAUCGAAUCUUGAUCAGAAUGUACCAUCUCGGAUUUGUUGGUGAAUAUAAAAGUGUUGUAAGUGCUCGGAGGUCCAGUAAGAACACCACAGGGACACUUAACACAAGCCACAUUCCACCAAAGGACUCCAUCAGACUUGCUGACUUAAAAAUAAAAACCUGCCGCUUUAUGAACUAA